Alternaria incomplexa is the source of this 867-nucleotide messenger RNA. RefSeq lists its product as uncharacterized. Gene Ontology annotation, molecular function: ATP binding; ATP hydrolysis activity. The record is from RefSeq and is a predicted model, not a curated record. The transcript is spliced from 2 exons. NCBI's taxonomy places the organism in Eukaryota, Fungi, Ascomycota, Dothideomycetes, Pleosporales, Pleosporaceae. The coding region runs from base 1 to 867 and encodes 288 amino acids.
AUGUCGAACACAGCCAACAGCAAGGAAGUCGCGCCGUCAAUUGACGUGAAGAACCUCUGCUAUGCCUUCCCCGAUGGCUCGAGUGGGCUGAAAGAUGUCUUCCUUGACCUGCCACCCGGCAGCAGAACACUUUUGAUCGGAGCCAAUGGCGCGGGUAAAACCACGCUCCUCCGUCUUCUCUCUGGCAAGCGCAUGGCCCCCUCCGGCACCGUCCACAUCGCAGGCAUCGACCCUUUCAAGAUGGGCCUCGAGGGCGUGACCUACCUCGGUCUGGAAUGGGUGCUCAACCCCAUCGUGCGUACCGACAUCGACGUGCCCACCCUCCUGUCCUCCAUCGGCGGCGACCACUACACCGAGCGCCGCGACGAACUCGUGCGCAUCCUCGACAUCGACCUCAGCUGGCGCAUGCACGCCGUAUCCGACGGCGAGAGGAGGCGGGUACAACUUGCCAUGGGUCUGCUGAGACCGUGGACCAUCCUGCUGCUGGACGAGAUCACCGUCGAUCUCGAUCUGUUGUCGCGCAGCAACUUCCUCAACUUUUUGAAGAAGGAGACGGAGGAACGACCUUGCACAAUCGUAUACGCGACGCAUAUUCUGGAUAACCUCGCAACAUGGCCCACACAUCUCGUGCACAUGAGCCUGGGCAAGGUGAAGAAGUGGGGUAGCACCGAGGACAUGGAUGUCAAGGUCGAGCAGGGCGAGCGCAUGUACACCGGAAACAGCCAGCUGGGUGAGCUGGUGUUGAAGUGGCUGCAGGAAGAUUUGACGGAGCGGGGACCUAGGAAUGGGAAGGGUGAGGGCGCGUCGUAUCAGAAUCUGGAGGGUAAGGGCGGUUAUGGCGCUGAGAAGAGGGUGGAGAAGGAGUAG